This is a messenger RNA of Apis dorsata (giant honeybee), 1095 nucleotides long. It is a transcript of the gene jdp, whose product is annotated as J domain-containing protein. The coding region runs from base 323 to 850 and encodes 175 amino acids. NCBI's taxonomy places the organism in Eukaryota, Metazoa, Arthropoda, Insecta, Hymenoptera, Apidae. Gene Ontology annotation, cellular component: cytoplasm. The record is from RefSeq and is a predicted model, not a curated record. The transcript is spliced from 4 exons.
CACUGUUCUUCCUCGUUCGGCUCACUCGAGUGUCCGACGCGCGACACGGCAACAGGUGACGGGUCGAGCGAUCCUUCGAAAUCAUCGUAAAAUAUCACUGUCUCUGUAAUCACAAACGUGUGUCACGAUCCACGUUGUGCUCGAAUCGAUCAUCGAGUGAACGAAGAGUUUGUCUCGAUUUUUCGUUCGCUUCGACUUUUUUCAUCGUCCCGAUAUCUUCGGUUUCGGUUGGAGAGGAAUCGAGGAAAGGAAGAGAAAGAGAGAGAGAGAGAAAGAGAAAAAAGAGAGAGAAAAAAGAAACGGAAGGAUUCAGCGAGAGAAAAUGAGCGUCGAGGACGCCAUCAACUAUAAGCCUAGCGAGGAAGAGGAUUACUAUGCUCUGCUGUCGUGCGACGAGUCCUCGACGGUGGAACAGAUCACGGCGGAGUACAAGCUGCUGGCUCUCCAAUAUCAUCCCGACAAGAACGAAGGGGACAAGGAGGCUGAACGAAAAUUCCAACAAUUGAAGCAUGCGAAGGAGGUUCUCUGUGACCCCGAGCAGAGGAGCAAAUACGACAAAUGGAGGCAUAGCGGGAUCGCCAUCAGCUACAAGCAGUGGCUCGGUUUGAAGGACAGCGUGCACCAGUCGAUGCACUGGAGCACACCGAAGACGAAGGAUCGCAUGCUGCAGGACGGUUCGGAGGAGGGGGCCGGUUCACCGGGCCACGCGGGCAGGGGUCAGUCGACGAACGCCCACAGAAGAGCAUCGGAGGGAGGGGCGAACAUCUACUACGGGGCCCGCCGCGAUCUUGGCUGGGACUCGGAGGCGCCGAGCGAGGUGGUGAACAAGUUUCGCAACUACGAGAUCUAAAAGUCGAGUCGAGGUGGCGAUUUCUCCCCUCCUAUGUCCCCGUUAAGAGGGAGGGGGGUCUCUUGUGCGCGUGUGUCCAACCUCAAAAACCGUGGGACGAAGAAGAUGAAAUCGUUGACAUCACCCGCCAUCAUCGCCUCUCGUGGGAUUUGUGAUCGGCCGAUUAAAUUAAAUUCCGAGUUAUUAAAUUCGGUUUAUCCGGUUGGCUUCCUUUUGUUCCAUAAUCGAGAAUUUUUUUUUUCUUU